CCAACCCCCACCCUACUGGACAGUACACUCAAAGUCCAAACAACCCUAGCCCAGAAGAACUCUCCCUUUCUCUCUCCUCAUCUGUCUCUCUCUCUUCCAAAUCUUUCAACUACUCUUUUCAAAAGUAUUACUAUUGGUUUCUCUUUCUUCUCUCUCUGUUUUUAGCAUUAUUUCAGAAAAAAAAUUUGGGCAAUUUUGUUUAGGGAUAGUAAAAAUGGAAGUGAAUAAUUUCAGCUCUGAUAUAGUUGCUUUUGGGAAAAUAGUGAUGAACUCUGUUCUUGAAGUUGUUGUAGCUGAGACCCUUUUGGCUGCUCAGAGAUCUGUUGCUUCUCUGCUCAUUAUGACAGGAUGUUUGCUGAAGGAUGGUGCUCCGUUGGCAGCUGCUCCGUUCUCAGAGUUGCUAAGCGCUGCUCCAUUGUCAGAGUUGGUUAGCCCCGAUAAAAGGUUUCCCUUUGGGUUGCUUGAUCAAAAGAACGAUGCUUGUCCUGAGAACGAAGAUGGCAGUGAUACAGAGGAUGAUGAUGAAGAUGAUGAUGGAGAUGCUGAGGAUCAGGAUGACGAGGAUGAUGCAAAUGAUGAAGAUUUCUCCGGUGAAGAAGCUGGAGAUGAUGACGAAGAAGGAGAUCCUGAGGCGGAUCCUGAGGCUAAUGGUAACGAAGGGAGCGAUGAUGACGAUGAAGAUGACGAGGAUGGUGAUGAGGAAGGCGAUGAUGAUGAGGAAGAGGAAGAGGAAGAUGACGAUGACGACGAGGAAGAAGAUCAACCACCUGCUAAGAAGAGAAAGUGAACUGUUUGUUAGAUGUUUAUUCUGCUCCUCUAUCAUGGUUGAGAGUAUGUAGUGGAAAGAGGGAGGUUUAGCUUUUCUGUGUCUCUUCAAGUGUAGGAAAUUAAUCAUCUUUGUUCAGAACAAAUGAACUUGCUUCUAUCAUGUGGAUUGUUACCUAUGAAACAUGUUUUAUUUGAUUGGAUUAACAUACUGCAUGCUUUAGUAA
Nicotiana attenuata is the source of this 992-nucleotide messenger RNA. RefSeq names its product nucleolin-like. The coding region runs from base 215 to 787 and encodes 190 amino acids. The record is from RefSeq and is a predicted model, not a curated record. NCBI's taxonomy places the organism in Eukaryota, Viridiplantae, Streptophyta, Magnoliopsida, Solanales, Solanaceae. The transcript is spliced from 3 exons.